Morus notabilis is the source of this 1000-nucleotide messenger RNA. Its product is annotated as dnaJ homolog subfamily C member 8. The transcript has 5 exons. Bases 170 to 982 code for a protein of 270 amino acids. Lineage: Eukaryota; Viridiplantae; Streptophyta; Magnoliopsida; Rosales; Moraceae. The record is from RefSeq and is a predicted model, not a curated record.
ACAAACAGACAGACAGAUUCUCAAAAAACUUGUAGAAACUGUUCAGUUCCUUCACGUCUUCAACCCUGAGAAGUCACAGAUUUUCCCAAAAAUCCUCUGCGAGAAAUUGACACCAUAGAUAUUGCUUCUGGGAUUUUCUUCGAAUAGAUUGGUGGUCAGAAGUUCUGAAAUGAGCAAUCUGAGAACGAUCUGUAGGCCACACGGGGUGUUCUUCUCCUCCUCCAUUUGUUGCAGACACCAAGUUCGUUCUAUUGUUUCCUUUCGAAACCCUAACACCAAACCUCGCUAUUCUCUGCCGUCUUUCUUCUCUCCGCUCAUCGAUUCCUCGCCUUCCAAUGGAACUGAGCGUUGGUUUCGCGUGAAUCAGAGGAGGACUUUGGUUAAGGCCGCGAAUUGGACUGAGCCCAAAUCUCCUUACGAAACUCUUGAAUUAGAAAGGGAUGCCGAUGAGGAGGAGAUAAAGGUUGCAUACAGACGUUUGGCCAAAUAUUAUCAUCCAGAUGUCUACGAUGGUAGAGGGACCCUUGAGGAGGGGGAAACUGCGGAAGCUAGAUUUAUUAAGAUUCAAGCUGCUUAUGAGUUGCUCAUAGAUGAAGAGCAACGCAGAAAAUAUGAUAUGGAUAACAGGGUCAACCCAAUGAAGGCGUCACAAGCUUGGAUGGAGUGGCUUAUAAAGAAGCGAAAAGCUUUCGAUCAGCAGGGUGACAUGGCAAUAGCAGCUUGGGCCGAGCAACAGCAGAGAGAGAUGAAUCUUCGCGCGCGUCGUCUUUCUCGUUCAAAGGUUGAUCCAGAAGAAGAGAAGAGAAUCCUGGCAAGAGAGAAAAAGGCGUCAGCAGAAUAUUUCCACAGCACACUUAAACGGCACACUCUCGUCUUGAAGAAAAGAGACUUGAUGCGAAGAAAAGCGGAGGAAGAGAAGAAAAAGGUCAUUAGCCAGCUUUUAGCAGCAGAAGGCCUUGAGCUUGACACAGAAGAUGAAUAAUUAGACGCUGCUCUACUC